AUGUCUGUUAUUUUUGAUUAGUUGGAUAAUAUCUAAUCACUUAGAUUCAAUUUUAGUUAGGCCAUAAAGUUGGGAGCUCAGCUUUAUUUUAUAAAUAACCACAACCUAAAAAGACUUGUAGUUGGCGAUGAUUAGAUCACACAAUUUACUGAAUAAGAAGCAAUCAAUGUACUAUCAGGAGUCCAGCAAAUUUGUUCUGACGGAAAAGUAAUAUAUUGUUUGAUGGAUAGCGGAGAUCUGUAUUCAAUUGAUUCAUAACCAAAACAAUUAGUUCAGGGCAAAAAUUAUAUGACUAUUACUCCAACAACUGCAAUAGAUCAUUCUGGAAGAGGGUUUUGGUGGAAAACUAAUAAAACAAUUUAUAGUCAUUGCAAACACAUAAGCACUUACAAAGAAAAAUUAACUUUAAUUACAAUUGGCGGAAAAAUUUUUAAUAUUGAAAACGAUACUUAAGUUCCUAUUCAAUAAUUAAAUGGAUUGGGAAUCAAUGGAUAUUUUAAGAAAUCCUUAUUAUUUUAAUUUGGUGGUCUUGCUUUAACUGAAAAUGGAGAUGCCUAUUGUUAUACAAAUAAAAUGAUUAAAUUAAAAAUCAAUAACCUUGAGGAUAUUAGUGCUAACAAUAAAUUUAUUUUUGCAAUUUAAGGAAAAUCCCUAUUGCAAUGGAAUUUAGAGGAUUUUUCGAACCAUCAGUUCUAUGUGAAUUAGACAUUAUUCAAAAAGAUGAAUUAUGGCAAUGAAAUUACAAUCAAUUGCAAAAGAAAGGAAUUUUAAGAAAUAAGGUUUAUCUAUUCAGAUGUUUAUUCUUAAUUCUGUUCUGCUUAAUUAAGAAUGAUUUAAAAAAUCAAUUAAAAUGAUCAAUCCAUUUCAGUUUUAGAGAGGACGUUUUGUAGAAGUAAUGUGUCUACAUUAAAAUAAUAACUUUUUGAUCAAUGGGAUCCUCCAUCAAAAAGAAGAAACCAAGAAAUUAGACAAAGUAGAUAAGGAAAAGGGGAUAAAACUGAAAGAUCUGAUACCAGUAACAAAUUAACCGAUAGAUAUGAUAGAAAAGAUGAUUUAUCUUUAGAAUCAAGAUUUCGUCAAUCUACAAAUACUAAUAUACUUGAUACUUUUUUCGAUAGAUCAAACAAAUAAGAAUCCAGAGAAAUAGAAUAUAACUCUGAAAAGAAAUAAGAAAUCAAUUAAUUUUCUAUAGAAACAACGUUUAAUUAUAAAAAAAACUCAAAAUCUAAGUCUGAUAUAAUAACUCCCCUUGAAAUAACAAAAUUACCUCAAUUUGAGAAACAACAACCAAUCCAAGAAUAAUAAUCAAUAGGUUUAAAGAAAGAUGAUAAUUAACCAAACUUAGAAUAGGAAGAAAUAAAAAUCAAACCAUCUAAUUUACUUGAAUAAUAUAAAAAACAAUUUGAUUUACAAAUACAGCCAAAUACAGAAGAAUGCAUAUAGCAAGUACUCGAUAAGGGUUAAGUUGCAAAAGAUUAGGAUAUCCCUUUGCAAAUUAAAAAUGUAGCUGCACCAUCUUAAAACACAAUAAAUUAAAAAUUAUAAUCAAUUAGAGAAACCUAUGAUCAACCAAGAUUUAAAACAUAGAAUAAUAGUUUAUAUACUUUGGAUGAAGAGAGCUCAUUUGAAUAGAGUGUUUGUCAAGAUGAUGAUGACAAAGGGAAGUUCUAAUUAAAACGAUAAGCCUUUUUAAUUAAUGAUAUUUUCGAUACAAAAGUAGAAAUAAAACCUAAUUAAAAACGAAUAGAAUAAUUGAAGACUUAAAAUAUAUAGAAGGAGGUCGUUUCACCUGUUUAGGUUCAAGAAAAUCCUAUUUAGUUAUAAAAGAUUGUGAUCCCUGAUAUGGAUUUACCUCCUGUUUAAUCGAAAUUAAAUAAUUUAAUAACUAAGCUAUAGUUAAAACCAGAAAAAUCAUUAGAUUAAGUCUUGGAAUCCUAAACUUAGAAAGAUGAAUAAGAAUCUGCUUCCUCAUUCAUACCUUUUGAAUCUUAAACCGUUAUUCCUGACACUCAAUAAAGAUAAAUAAAAUCAUUUUUGAAGGGAGACACAAUUUAAAGCUCAAAAUAAAAAAAAACAUUUGAGGUUAUGGAAUAACAAUCAGUUAUUGAUUAUUAAAACAACAGUGAUUUCAUAGAUCAAUAACAAGAUAGCUUUAUGUAAAUUUUAUAGACUGAAAAAAAAUCAGAUAAUAAUAAAAUAUAAAAUAUCAUGUAGAUUUUUGAUUAAAUUUCUGUUUAACCCAAGAAGAUGAGUCCUGCAAGAUUGAAUAUAUUUAAAAAAUAGGAUUAAGAAAAUAUAUAGAAGAUUGAGAUUAUUCCAGAUAUUGAAUAAUUGAAUAGCAAAGUAGAGUUAAAUAAUGUCUUGACAGAAAAAUAAAAUGAAAAUAUAGUUGAAAAGAAGGUAGAUUCACCCUAAAAGUUAAAUGAAAAAGAAUAAAAAGCUGUUAUUGCUUUGUUGAAUAGUAAUUCAGAAGAAUAAGUAAUUGAAGAUAGAAUAGUUUAAGUUAUAUAAAUUGUGUAACCCUCUGAAUAGAACAAAAUAGAGUCUGCUACAAAAGAAAAUGGAGAAUAAUUAAUUAAACUAUUACCUGUUUAAAUGGAUGAAUCAAGAAUAUUAAGAAAGGUCAAUUAAUUAUCAGAGGUCAAAUAGCCAGCAUUUGAUAAUAAGUCAUCUAUUACUUUCUCAGAUUAAAAAUAAGCUGUCUCUCGUAUUAAGAUUUAACCAAUCAAUUGCAGUGCUCUGAGACCAGAAAAGAACUUUACUCCUUUAAGAAGUAGAAGAGAUAGCAGUGCAAGAGGUUCAAGUAUUGAUACUAACAGAUUUAAGUAAUUAUAGAUCGAAACUUAAAUUGUUGCUCCAGAGAACAAUUAUCAAAGUGGAUAAAUCAAUCAGGAGCGUCUUGACUAUAGCAAUGCUGUUUAUCAUAUUGACUAAUCCAUUUUAGAUGAUCCAACUAAACGUACUCCAGUGGCUUAAGUUUUAGAUAUCAUUAACUUAAACUAAUUUUCAAAUUAAAAGAGCAAAGAACCAGUAUUAGUGAGAAUUUAAGCAACUUCAUAAAUUCCUUAGUCUUUAAGAUCAAAUAGUAUUGAACCAAAUUUAAAGAAGACUGAAUCAUCUCCAAUAAAAUAAUUGAAACUCCAAGUUAAACCAUAAAACAAUGAUAAAGUAUCGAAUAUUAAAAGAAGAUAAUAAGAUAUUAUUUUAAGAAAACUAUUUUUCAGAAUUGAUAUUCAUGUCAAGUUAGCAAAGUUGGAGUUCAUGUUUAAUUUAAAAUAAAAGGCAGGAAAAUGA
Paramecium tetraurelia is the source of this 3294-nucleotide messenger RNA. RefSeq lists its product as uncharacterized. The transcript has 4 exons. The record is from RefSeq and is a predicted model, not a curated record. NCBI's taxonomy places the organism in Eukaryota, Ciliophora, Oligohymenophorea, Peniculida, Parameciidae.